This is a messenger RNA of Plasmodium coatneyi, 447 nucleotides long. RefSeq names its product SICA antigen. The record is from RefSeq and is a predicted model, not a curated record. Lineage: Eukaryota; Apicomplexa; Aconoidasida; Haemosporida; Plasmodiidae. Bases 1 to 447 code for a protein of 148 amino acids. The transcript has a single exon.
AUGAGAAAACGUUACAGAAGAGAUCAUCAAGUACGUGGUCUACCAUCCCUAGAAGAACUCCUUGUUCAUGUGGACGACCAGGGAGAUGGUCCACAUGAAUAUGCGUUAGUAAAAGAAAGCAGACAACCAGGAUCUGCUCCAGAAAAAACAAAGAGGUCAAGAAAACAGGGCGUUGGUCGCCGUGUUGGUCAACGUAUCAUUAUUGAUAUCCAUUUAGAAGUCUUAGAUGAAUGUCAAAAGGGCAAUCUGCAUUCGACGAAGGAAGACUUUUUUGAAAUUUUGGUUCACGAAUUUAUGGGAUGCCAAUUUACGAAAGAAGACUUUGUUCCUAUGGAACAUGUUCGAAGUUCAGAUUCCGGGUUUAGGGAGGACGACUCUGUUCCUAAGGAAUGUAUUCCUAAUGGAAAUGUACGUAUGGAGGGUGUUCCUGAGGAAGGAUGUUCCUAA